Symbiodinium sp. CCMP2592 is the source of this 456-nucleotide messenger RNA. Lineage: Eukaryota; Dinophyceae; Suessiales; Symbiodiniaceae. The record is from the annotation of a GenBank genome assembly.
AUGCAAGAUCAUGUGCGAACUACAAUCCGAGAGGCUGCUGCAGAGGCAGAGAAUGGCCGCAUCAUGAAGCGGAAGCGAGGGGGUGGAAGGGGGCGAGGUGGCCGAGGCCGUGGCAAGCGGGCUGCUGAGCUCGAGGGCGAUGGCGAGGCAAAGGGGCCUGGCAAGGAGGAGCCGGAUGAUCGUGAGAAGCCCCCGGCCGUUCGCAAGACCCGUGCCAGCAAGCUUUUGAAGAACCCGAAGGCCAGUGGCAGCAAGGACCCCCUGUCGACCCUCACCAAGAAGCUUAUGACCCCGAGAAAGAAGAAGAAGGUGCAGCAGGGCCUUGAGGUGAUUCGCCAGGCGAAUCUCAAUGGGCUCGAGGUUCCCUUCGAGCUGAGUGGCCAGCCGCUCGCCUUGACAUGGUGUGCAUGCGAUCAGUGUCUGCACUUAUACUGCUGCUCGAAGCUACGGCCAUAG